Cuscuta campestris is the source of this 1298-nucleotide messenger RNA. The record is from the annotation of a GenBank genome assembly. NCBI's taxonomy places the organism in Eukaryota, Viridiplantae, Streptophyta, Magnoliopsida, Solanales, Convolvulaceae.
AUCCACUUACAAACACCUUUAACUUGUCAGAAGAAGAGUGGCAAAUUGAGAUGAAGUGUAACAAGUAUGUAGAAGCUUUGAGAAAUGUGCCACUUGCUUACCCCGAGCUUUGUUGUCAAUUGUAUGAGGGGUCUACUUCAAAUGGGUUUGCUAGUUAGGGGCCAAGUUCUAUGCUUCCUCAUCCUUCUGAGGAAGUGUAUGAACACAAGUUGGAUGAUAUGGAUGUUGUGGACGUUGAAUGCACUCAAAUGGAUUCCCCAGGUAAAGGUGUUAGUCAUGAGUCAAGUAUUUGACCCCAAAAAAAAGAAAAAGGAGAGAAACGAAAACAUAAAGCUACAUUAGAGUCAAAGCUUAUAGAAGUUAGUGAAGAUAUUAGCAAGUUGGCAAAGAUGAUGAUUGAGAAACACACACUUUCUGAUGAUAUGGAUGCAUGCUUGGAGAAGUUGGAGACAUUGGGUUGGGAUGAGUCGGAUGCGAAAUACGAAACAGUGCUUUUGCUUUUUGGUGAGAGUGCCGAUCUUCAGAAACUGUGGGUACGUCUUAAGCCACAAAAUUGUGAGAAAUGGGUUAAGAAUGCGGGAGCGAAGUGCCUUAUGGAUUCGGAAGAUAAGAUUAUAGUUUUCAUGAUCCUUUGUUGGUAUUGGGUUUCAUUAGCUUCGAGAAUAAAUUUGGGAAGGAUAAGAGACUUGAAUUCAGCAUUAACCGGUCAUGAAUACACGCAAGAAAUAUUUCCUGGAGCAAUAGGUGCCUUAGAUGGAACUCUUAUACAUGCGAUCGUGCCUGUUGAUCAACAGACUCGUUACAGGGGAAGAGGAAAAGAUAAGUAUUACCUUUGUGACGCUGCGUACACCAACACUCCUGGAUUUAUGACUCCCUACCGUGGUACGAGGUAUUGGUUAGCCGAUUUUCGACGACAACGUGCGUUAACUAAGGAAGAAAGAUUCAAUCAUGCUCAUGCAGAACUUAGAAAUGUCAUUGAACGUGCAUAUGGUGUUCUAAAGGCAAGAUUCCCAAUCCUGAAGCAAAUGGCUCCCUUUUCUUUUCCAAUACAAAGAGACAUCGUGAUUGCUUGUUUCGCCAUCCACAAUUUUAAAAGGAAAUGCAAUAUUUAUGAUCAGUUAUUUAUGGAGUAUGAUGAGAACACGAUGUUUCAUGAAAUGCAAACUGGAGAAAACGAUGGCCUUUUAGUUCAAGACAUAUAGUGGGAUUCACAAGGGAUUGAGUUUAUGAAUUCUUUACGUGGCCAGAUUGCUAAUCAGUUGCUUUUAAAUGAUUUAAAUUAAAGUUGUAUGCAGAGU